AUGGGCAACCAAACUUCCAAGGAGGGCGGCUCCUCUUCCAAGAACGGCGCCGGCUCCGGAGACGCUCUCCAGUCGUACCCUUCCUUCAGCAAGUCGGACACUAAAGACUCGACUCGGUCUUUUCGCGGGUUGCGGUCUAAAAUCCCGGGGAGCGGCAAGACUGACAGCCCGAGGAACUCCAUCGUGGCCAACGGCGACACGGGCGAUGCCGCCUCGGUGCGGUCAGGCAAGAGUGGCCGCUCCAGCAUCUCGCGUUCCGGCCGCAGCAGCGAUACGAUCCCGCUGAGGGGGAACUCGGUUGACCUGACGGCGGAGUCGCCCUCUCUAGACGACCAGAUCCCCCCGCCGUCGCCCGUCUCCGAAUCGGUCAAGAGCGGCACCCACGACGUAAGCGCCGCGCAAGCCUCGGGCGAGGUUGACCACGUUUCCGAUCAGCCACCGUCGGCCAACGCCAGCCUCAACACGCAUCUGCUGCCCCCGGGCCAGUCCAUCCUGGUAAAGCGCGAAGAUGCCCCCGUGAAGAAGCCGCCAAAGAAGCCCAAGAAUGACACCAUGGGCAUGGACGAGAUCAAAGAGAUGGACCUUGAUGACUACAUCAAGCGCCUCCUCGACGCUGGAUACGCCGGCAAGGUCACAAAGAGCGUAUGCCUUAAGAAUGCGGAGAUCAUGGCCAUCUGUGCGCGUGUGCGAGAGGUGUUCCUGGCCCAGCCCGCCCUGCUGGAGCUCGACGCCCCCGUCAAGAUUGUCGGGGACGUUCAUGGCCAGUACACCGACCUCAUCCGCAUGUUUGAGAUGUGCGGCUUCCCUCCCACGUCCAACUACCUCUUCCUCGGAGACUACGUCGACAGGGGCAAGCAGUCUCUCGAGACAAUCCUGCUGCUGCUCUGCUACAAGCUCAAGUUCCCCGAAAACUUUUUCCUGCUGCGAGGCAACCACGAGUGCGCCAACGUGACUCGAGUCUAUGGCUUUUAUGAUGAAUGCAAGCGACGGUGCAACAUCAAGAUCUGGAAGACAUUCAUCGACUGCUUCAACACGCUUCCCAUCGCCGCCAUCGUUGCCGGCAAGAUUUUCUGCGUCCACGGAGGCCUGUCGCCCGCCCUGAGCCACAUGGACGACAUUCGCAACAUUGCCCGCCCUACAGACGUCCCCGACUAUGGGCUGCUCAACGAUCUUCUCUGGGCGGAUCCGGCCGACAUGGAGCAAGACUGGGAGGCCAAUGAGCGAGGCGUGAGCUACUGCUUUGGAAAACGGGUCAUCACCGAUUUCCUUGCCCAGCACGACUUUGACCUGGUCUGCCGCGCCCACAUGGUGGUGGAAGACGGCUACGAAUUCUUUAACGACCGGGUUCUGGUGACCGUUUUCAGUGCGCCAAACUAUUGUGGUGAAUUCGAUAAUUGGGGCGCGGUCAUGUCGGUAUCGUCCGAGCUGCUCUGCAGCUUUGAGCUCCUGAAGCCACUCGAUUCGAGCGCUCUGAAGAGCCACAUCAAGAAGGGCCGCAGCAAGCGCCAGCAGAUGCUAAACAGUCCUCCUGCGAGUGUUAUGCCACAGAGUGUCUAA
Messenger RNA from Trichoderma reesei QM6a, 1557 nucleotides. RefSeq lists its product as uncharacterized. Gene Ontology annotation, molecular function: protein serine/threonine phosphatase activity. Gene Ontology annotation, cellular component: nucleus; cytoplasm. The record is from RefSeq and is a predicted model, not a curated record. NCBI's taxonomy places the organism in Eukaryota, Fungi, Ascomycota, Sordariomycetes, Hypocreales, Hypocreaceae. The transcript has 3 exons. Bases 1 to 1557 code for a protein of 518 amino acids.